GCGGGCCAGGGUGAGCGGAGCCGCCGCCCGCAGCAGCGGCAGCAGCAGCAGCGGCAGCAGGAGGGGCAGCGAUGGUGCCGGCCCCGCUCCCCCCCGCAGCCGCCGCCACCGGGCGAGGGUAGCCCUAGUUCCUGAGAGUGCACCAAAUAUUGGAUGCUUGUGGUAAGCCAUGGCAGCUGAUGAUAAGGUUGCCAUUUUAACCGACGAUGAAGAAGAACAGAAAAGAAAGUAUGUGCUUGCUGAUCCUUUCAACGGCAUUUCCAAGGAUCAAGACUUGCAGCCCCAGAAUGAAUCCCCUUCGACAGAGACAACCACUGUCCCAGAUGAAGAGCUGGACUGGUUAGAAAAGCACUGCGUCAAAAUAAACAAUGAUCUUCUGAUCUCGAAGGUCUUUUAUUUUUUCUUCUAUUCUGCAUAUGGCUCUCUCUACCCCUUGCUGCCUGUGUAUUACAAGCAGCUGGGUAUGUCACCCAGUCAGAGUGGACUUCUGGUGGGCAUCAGGUACUUUAUUGAGUUUUGCAGUGCUCCCUUCUGGGGAGUGGUAGCAGAUCGCUUCAAGAAAGGGAAGAUCGUCCUUCUCUUCUCGCUUUUAUGCUGGGUGUUAUUUAACCUGGGGAUUGGAUUUGUUAGACCAGCCACCUUAAGAUGUGUACCAAAGGGCCUUCCCCCAGCACAUCCCACCAAUGCAAGCAGCCUUUUAACAACCAUUUCGCAAAACGCCUCAGUGUCAUCUCUGCUAACGACCAUGAGUACUGCAUCACCCAAAGUUCGUGGGAAGAGAGACCUGCUGACUUCUAGUCCCGUCACUCUGGGAGCAACAGGGACUGCUACUUCUGAAAUAACAUUCCUGUUACCUACACAGAGCAAUGACAUGGAGUUUGCCUUGGAAAACAGUACCCAUCCUAUUUUGAAAAACACCACUGCUAGUCCAGUCUCACCAGGGAACAUGACUCCAAGUACCACUCCAGCUGCCAUCACUGCAAAGCCGAUGCCUUCUGACCAAGCCAUGCUCGUUUAUGAUCAACAAGAAGUAGAAGCCAUCUUCCUACUCAUUCUGCUGGUUGUCAUAAUAGGAGAAUUUUUCAGUGCUUCCUCUGUUACAAUUGUGGACACUGUAACUCUGCAAUACCUCGGCAAGCACAGGGACCGGUACGGACUGCAGCGUAUGUGGGGGUCUCUGGGCUGGGGGCUGGCCAUGCUCUCCGUGGGAAUCGGCAUCGACUAUACCCAUACAGAAGUUGUCAUUGAAGGUCAAGGAUGUAAAGCUCCUGAAUACAAGAACUACAGAAUAGUUUUCAUCGUUUUUGGUGUUCUGAUGACAAUGGCGUUAAUUGUGGCCACCCAGUUUCGAUUUCAUUAUACGCACUUCAAGCAAGAUGAAAACAAGAGGAAGGAGGUGGAAAUAUCACAGGUGGACAGGAACGCCUCCAAUGAAUCCUCCGACAACACUCCUACAACCAGUAUGAGCCAGUCGCAGUCGUUCAGUUUUUGGGACCUCAUAAAACUGCUUUGUAGCAUCCAGUAUGGCUCAGUGCUCUUCGUGGCAUGGUUCAUGGGCUUUGGAUAUGGCUUUGUGUUCACCUUCCUCUACUGGCACUUGGAAGACCUGAAUGGCACCACUACUCUCUUUGGAGUUUGCUCUGUGCUCAGUCAUGUGUCUGAGCUGACUGCCUACUUCUUCAGCCACAAGCUGAUUGAAUUGGUUGGUCAUAUCAGAGUGCUGUAUAUUGGUCUUGCCUGCAAUACAGCUCGCUACAUUUACAUCUCAUAUCUGGAAAACGCCUGGACCGUCCUCCCAAUGGAAGUACUUCAAGGUGUCACGCAUGCGGCCAUAUGGGCAGCCUGUAUUUCGUACCUGAGCGCAGCAGUGCCCCCAGAGCUGCGGACCUCGGCCCAGGGAAUCCUGCAAGGCCUCCACCUGGGCCUGGGCAGAGGAUGCGGGGCUAUGGUUGGAGGGGUAUUGGUCAAUUAUUUCGGUCCUGCUGCCACAUUCAGAGGAAUAGGAAUGGCUUGUUUAGUGAUUCUUCUUCUCUUUGCACUGAUCCAGUGGCUGCUAGUUCCUGAUGAAGAAGAAGAAAAGACGAUGCUGGCGGAAAGGAUCCCAGUGCCUUCCAGUCCUGUUCCCAUAGCGACCAUUGACCUUGUACAACAGCAAUCAGAAGAUGUCAUGCCUCGGACUGAGCCCAGGCUGCCUCUAAAGAAAACUAAACACCAAGAAGAACAAGAGGAUGUGAACAAGCCUGCCUGGGGCAUCAGCUCUUCUCCUUGGGUCACCUUAGCCUAUGCUGUCUACCAGAUAAAAGAGAUGGUUAAGCUCUCCAAAACCCAUCCAAUACCUGAGAAUCAGCCUUUGCAGAAAAUCAAUGAGAAUUGCAGUACUUCAUCAGCCAGCUCAGCAAGACAACCACAAAAUGUGCCAGAUUCUGGGCAGCCCAGAAAUAGUUUGACACCGACAGCGACACCCGAUUCCCAGGCAGACGGCGGCCGCGUUGCGUUGGACCACGACGCUCAGCCUGCCGCCGCAGGGCCAUGAGAUGCGCUCAUCUUAUCCACACCAGUGCAUGGAAUUCUGCUUCUCACCUGGGGAACGCUGGAGUAGGAGCUCAAAAGUAGGACUUCCUUCAUCUUAAUGAUCGUAACGUGGUGCAGUGCAAGCUUUUAACUGUAUAAACAAUAUUCGUAGGACUACACAGAGCAACACAAGCAGGGAAGCCAAAAGUUUGGAAUGCUUGAGGGAAGUGAUGUGGCUGGAUCUAACUGCAGGAAGAACUCUUGGCUGCUUUGCUAAAGCUUAGUCAAGCGCUAUGAGAUUUCUUUGCAAUCUGUAGAAAAAGGGGAGUUCGCUCUUUACUCGCUGAGGCCAGAGUGUCUGACUCUAUCAGCUUUUUUUUUUUUUUUUCCUUUGAAUUUGUUUCUGAGACAAAAUGAAAGACUUUUUAGGAGAGAAACUGAGUUUCCCUGCAUAGUCUAUUAAAAAUAUUGGAUCCAAUAAAUAUAGGAACAGCA
Cygnus atratus (black swan) is the source of this 3006-nucleotide messenger RNA. RefSeq names its product major facilitator superfamily domain containing 6 (gene MFSD6). Gene Ontology annotation, cellular component: plasma membrane. The record is from RefSeq and is a predicted model, not a curated record. Lineage: Eukaryota; Metazoa; Chordata; Aves; Anseriformes; Anatidae. Bases 170 to 2533 code for a protein of 787 amino acids. The transcript has 7 exons. Gene Ontology annotation, biological process: antigen processing and presentation of exogenous peptide antigen via MHC class I.